AGUGCACAGCGAGGCUUCCUAAGCGCUACUGAUGUCCGCUUAUCCCCCCCCCCUCACCCGCUUUAACCGAGUUUCUUCGUUAGAUAGCAAGCACCGUUACAGUUCGCACAUGCUUAGAUAACACUAUACUGGACCGUAACAACGUUGGAAGUAGUCGAAUCUAAAGGAAGAAGAGGAAACAAACAAAAAAAAACACGCAUUUGAAUAUUAGUUAUAUUUUCAAUAGUUUGCAGUUAUGUCUGGAAAUCCCAAAUUUGUCAACCACUUCCACAGACCUUUGGCAGCCGCUGCUCCGGGGGAAAAAGCGAAAUUGACUCACCCUGGAAAAGCCAUUUUAGCAGGUGGGAUCGCGGGCGGGAUCGAGAUCUGCAUCACCUUCCCCACGGAGUACGUGAAGACGCAGCUGCAGCUGGACGAGAGGGCCAACCCGCCCCGCUACAGGGGGAUCGGGGACUGUGUGAAGCAGACAGUACGCAGUCAUGGUGUUAUUGGCUUGUACAGGGGGCUCAGCUCCCUGCUCUAUGGCUCCAUCCCCAAAUCUGCAGUCAGGUUUGGGAUGUUCGAGUUUCUAAGCAACCAGAUGCGGGACGAGUCGGGGAAGCUGGACGCCAGGCGGGGGCUGAUCUGUGGGCUGGGGGCGGGCGUGGCCGAGGCUGUGCUGGUGGUCUGUCCCAUGGAGACCGUGAAGGUGAAGUUCAUCCAUGACCAAAGCUUGGCCAAACCUAAAUACAGAGGCUUCUUCCAUGGAGUAGGAGAGAUAGUGCGAGCUCAAGGGAUCAGCGGGACGUAUCAGGGGAUAACGGCAACGGUGCUGAAGCAGGGCUCUAAUCAGGCCAUUCGCUUCUACGUCAUGACCUCUCUGAGGAACUGGUACAAAGGUGACAACCCCAACAAGGCCAUUAACCCCCUGGUGACGGGGCUGUUUGGGGUGACAGCGGGGGCAGCCAGCGUUUUUGGCAACACCCCCCUGGACGUGAUAAAGACCAGGAUGCAGGGUCUAGAGGCUUACAAGUACAAAAGCACGGUCGACUGCGCAGUGCAGAUCUUCCGGCACGAGGGACCAGCCGCCUUCUACAAGGGCACCAUCCCGCGCCUGGGCCGAGUCUGUCUGGAUGUGGCCAUCGUCUUCAUCAUCUACGAGGAAGUGGUGAAGGUGCUCAACACGGUCUGGAAAACCCAGUGAGGAGACGGGGCAUUGGCUGAGCCAGCCGCGGCCUCCUCUGACAUCAUAACUGUGUGACUGAGAGGACUAAAGGACACGAAAAAAAACUGGAUGUGCCAUAGGUGCUUUUGUCCACAUGUAGCAAGAUACACAAAUGACAGAGUAUCUAAUAUAUGAUAUAUAAAUUAGAAUUUUAUCUAUAACUUUUAAGUGCAUUUGAUAGUCUCGAGGUAUUCUAUUGGUUGACGUGGCUGUGCUGUUUGGGGUCCCUGUUGUUGCUUAGCGAUGAGAACCAGGGUAGCCAUGGGUAGCCAAGGCUAGUCCACAUUAGCCUUAUAGGCCAAAUGCAUUGUGGGUCCAAACAAGAUUGUAUGACCAAGGCUUUCGUCUGAUGGCUUAACAUGUGUUGUGCCAAAUUUUUUUUUUUCAUGAAUUUUUUUUUUUUUUUUUGAAGAUAUCUUGCCAAAGUUCUAGUUUAAAAGUCCCAUAUACACAUUUCCAGUGUUUUAUUUUAGGUCCUGAUAUCUAUAAGAAGACGUCUGUGGUUUUAAGUACCAAAAGCAAUCACUAACCUGUUUCACAUCUCCAUUCUCCAGCACCUAUCACGGGCUUUGUCAAGAACAGGCUGUUUUAGUGACUGUGUCUUUAAGGCUCAUUAAUAUCAAUGAACCUCUGUUCUGAUUGGCUGGCUUGCUCCACAACAAACUGAACGCCAUCUGUGCCGAGUGUUUGGAUUUGUUCUAUCUACAAGGUGGGCCGUGCUGAAAGCGCACAUAUGCAAAUGAGCGUAUAGUUCUGACGUCAAAGUUAUGGCAGUUCAAGGGGCUCGGAUUGUGUUUAUUUCUGAGCAUUGACUGUGAGUUUUGAUACUUUCAGUGUUUUUGUAGCACCUACACUAUAAUCCACAUGGCAAGGGAAAUGUUGUUUUCCACAAUAUGGGACCUUUAAUAUAGGAAACCUCUUUACUCUAAUUUUAGUGCUACUCAAUGCCAGAUGCUUUUCCCCCCAAAUCAUUUUCAAGUGGUCUACUUGAGAAAUUCACCAGUAUGUGUGCACAAAACAAACAAAACUCUUUAAGUCAGCCAUUUUACAACAGGUUCCUCUCAGCAGCUCUCAAUGCUUAGAAAGAGUGAUAGCUUUAACUGAGAUUGCACACUGAUUAUAUAUACACCAUCUUGGAAUACAGUUAUUUUGUGGCACAUGCAAAGCAUUGAUAUUGUAGCUCAUUUAUUUUCUGCAUUAACACAUUCUCUGGGACUCAUUUGCAUAUAUAUUUUAUUUAUAUAUUUUCACCCAGGGAAUUUGUUAGUGGCUUCAAAUUUCAAUUAACUGUACUUGUUCAAAGUAAUUGAGAGAGAACCUUGUGAGUGCAUUUUUGAGAAAUGGCUGUAGGUACUGUUUCGGGCCUGUUACUUUAAUGUUCCACAUUGCCAGCUGAUAAUGGACCUCAAGCAAAUAUUUAUUUUUAAUUAACUGCCAACACCGGAUUUGAUUACUUGCGGGGCUGUGGGUAGGGGUGGACUGCACCUCCAAACAGAAUUAAUGGAGUUGAGCCGGCAACCCCCCUCAAAAUAAGAACUAUAUAAAUUAAGUGACUGAACGCUUUCAAAGUAACCAGCGUUAAUCAUCACUACCUAUAUUUACAUGGGGACUGCUGCUAUACCUCCCACCUCUAGUUAAUCUUGCUUAAACGUGUGUUGACACGAGGGAAAAUUGUUUAGAGUGUAAAACACAAAACCUCCUGAUAAUGCUAAAUUCGUUACUGGCUCUCCUCGGUGUUCAGAACGAACUGUCUAAUGAAGACUAAAUAUGACUAAAUAUGUCUCUAUCCUCAUCUACCGACCUGAGGCCUUCGUUAAAUUUUUUUUAUUUUUUAAUAUUUCAUUUUAAUCUUCUUCCUCAGUUUUUUUUUUAUUUCUUUGUGUUUCAGAUUUGCUUUGCACAGGUGUCCUUCACCAUUAAUCUAGGAUUAGUACUCUGUGGGCCUAAGACGGCAAAGCUCGGAGAACAGAGACAGUGCCAAACCCGAGGAUGAUUUAUGGUGUUAUUAUUAAUUACACUGAAUGUUGGUUGUCUGUGUUCAUGUGCCAUUGCUUUUUUCUUUUUACAUGUCUUCAUGUAUUUUAUUACUGUUCUCCAAGAUUGUGAAUGGGACUGUGUAUGUUUCUCAGUAUGUGAAAACAAACCUGGUUAUGAACCAGUGUACAUUUAUUUGAAUCACGCAAAACCUGACAAGUUUGCAUUUUCAUUUUGAGGGCAUGAAUGUGUAAUGUUGCAUAAACAUGUAAUUUUACAAUUAUUGAGUAGACCAUAUGACCCUAGCAUAGUGAGAACCUGUCUGUGUGUGUGUGUGUUUACCCAGCAUAGCGGGGACCUGUCUGUGCAAUGUUGCUGCAUAAAUUCUGUGCACACUUGGAUGUCAUUACUCA
Messenger RNA from Conger conger (European conger), 3591 nucleotides. Its product is annotated as tricarboxylate transport protein B, mitochondrial. The transcript is spliced from 9 exons. NCBI's taxonomy places the organism in Eukaryota, Metazoa, Chordata, Actinopteri, Anguilliformes, Congridae. Gene Ontology annotation, biological process: mitochondrial citrate transmembrane transport. The record is from RefSeq and is a predicted model, not a curated record. The coding region runs from base 236 to 1183 and encodes 315 amino acids.